AUGGCUUCUGCGACAGGAAUACCACCAAAUGCCACUGCGGCGCGCGGCCAGAGUGAAGAGGAACCGCUCCUAGGCAGAAGAGGAGAUGCCAGCCAGGUGGAGGGACAGCCUCUCUACCACAACCUGUGGAUUGGCACUGCUCCCAUUGCGCAGGUAGGAAUAUGGAUCCUCGCAGCCAUAGUCUGGGGAGCAAUUCUCUCCCAUAAGCUCAUCUUCUUCUCCUGGCAUCCCGCCGGCUUCCUCCUCGCCAUCCAAGCAGCCCUCAUCCUGCAACCGACGCAUACCCCCGAACAAAAGCGCUCCGGCACCAUUGCCCACUUCCUCUUCCACGUCGUGGGCGCCUCGGCCCUUACGGCCGGCCUUAUCAUCAUCGAGAUUAACAAGGCGGGUCCCGGUCACGAACACUUUGCUUCUGCGCACGCGCGUCUGGGUCUCGCGUUUUACGUGUUGGUGUAUAUUCAGGCUAUUGUGGGCUUUACGCAGUAUUAUGUGCCGCAGUUGUAUGGUAGUGUGGACAAGGCGAAGAGCAUCUACAAGUAUCAUCGGAUGGGCGGUUAUAUUAUUGCGACACUUGGCUUGGCUACUAUCUGCGCGUCGUCGUGGACUACGUAUAGUUUGUAUGUGGCGCAUAUUCAGCAUUGGGCGGUUAUCGUCGCUAGUGUGUUGGUGCUGGUAGGUGUUGUGCCGAGGAUUCGGUUGAGCAAGUUUGGGAUUGGAAGGGCUUGAGGGGUUGUGGGAUUGGAGUGUGGUGUGAGAGGACGAGUGGAUGACGGAAGAAGGGUGGGUAAAAUAGGAUAGGGCAAUUGCGUGGGGGGCUUUUUGUAGAUGGCAUUCCGCUCUUAUGGCGUUUGUGAUGUUGAUACAGUAAUGACAGACAUGUUUUGACGC
This is a messenger RNA of Pyrenophora tritici-repentis Pt-1C-BFP, 888 nucleotides long. Lineage: Eukaryota; Fungi; Ascomycota; Dothideomycetes; Pleosporales; Pleosporaceae. The record is from RefSeq and is a predicted model, not a curated record.